This is a messenger RNA of Solanum lycopersicum (tomato), 1553 nucleotides long. The record is from RefSeq and is a predicted model, not a curated record. Lineage: Eukaryota; Viridiplantae; Streptophyta; Magnoliopsida; Solanales; Solanaceae.
GAACUUAAAACUCAAUUCACAAUUCAUAAAAUCCUAAACCUUUUCUUCUUCCCCAGGUAGAGAAGAGAAGAGAGAGAGAGAGAGUGAAAAUGGCAGCGUUGUUGAGGAAGCUAGCCAAGGCUGCACCCAUAGCAUUUCGAGGCGAUUCCAAGUCAAAUUUUGCUGAUCCUCGCUUCCCCUUUGGAGCUAUUGCAGCCGUUGCUGGAUGCGUCUCUUAUUAUUACUGCCAUUCUUCUGCGAAUUUGGUGUACUUGGAGCAAAUCAGUGAAGAUUCGGGUAAAAAAGUUGCUCUAAAUCCUGAUAAAUGGAUUGAAUUUAAGCUGCAAGAUCGAGCUCCAGUUAGCCACAAUAGUCAUCUAUUCAGGUUUUCAUUUGAUCCUUCUUCAAAGUUAGGUCUUGAUAUUGCAUCUUGCAUUCUUACGAGGGCACCAAUGGGAGAAAAUGCUGAAGGAAAACCAAAAUAUGCCAUUCGGCCUUACACUCCUAUAUCUGAUCCAGAAGCCAAGGGAUACUUUGAUUUGUUAAUUAAGGUUUAUCCAGAAGGGAAAAUGAGCCAGCAUUUUGCAAAACUGAAGCCGGGGGAUAUACUUCAAGUAAAAGGGCCCAUUGAGAAAUUGCAUUACAGUUCAAACAUGAAGAAACAUAUAGGCAUGAUUGCGGGGGGCAGUGGCAUCACUCCUAUGCUCCAGGUGAUAGAGGCCAUUCUUAAGAAUCCUGAUGAUAAUACUCAGGUCUCAUUGGUUUAUGCUAAUUUGUCACCUGAUGACAUACUGCUAAAGAAGAAACUUGAUGUACUUGCAGCCACCCAUCCGAAUCUCAAGGUGUUUUACACUGUAGACAAUCCAACCAAUGAUUGGAGAGGCGGCAUAGGUUACGUAUCAAAGAACAUGAUUGUGAAAGGAUUACCUCCGCCUGGUGAUGAUACACUUAUUCUUAUUAUAUUGAGGAUAUGGAAUUGGAAGACCCACCACUCAGAUGUGGCAACUUUACUUGGAGAAAAGGGGAUCGGCAUGUCACAACGACAAGAUUGGAUAGGUUCCUAUUUCAGAAGAAUGAAAGAUAUCUUUCAACCGAAAUACACCAUUGGUGUAUGUGGUCCUCCUGGGAUGAUAAGACAUUUAUCUGGGGAAAAGCCAAAUCCUCGUGAGCAAGGCGAGCUAACUGGACUACUCAAGGAUGUGGGCUUUACAGAGAACAUGGUUUACAAAUUUUAACUGUGUUCCCUUACCUUUCAUUGAAUAAAAGGCUUGUUUUGAAGAAGCACAGUACUAAAACAUAAAGCAAGGGUUUGGAUGAGUAUUCAUGAAGUUUUCCGUAUGUCGUUGUAUAGAUUAUGUGAAAUGAGAAUUGAUUUGGAACCGUCUAGAAAAUAUUCAUUCUUGGGAAAAAAUGAAAAACUUGAUAUCUUGCUGACCCCUAUUAGUACUAAAUUUUGCGGAGGUAAGUUUCUCUUUUAUUUCAUUUUCCUGUCCUUUUUAUAUUGCACAUGUGGACAGAAAAGCAACAUGGAACCGUUUUAUGUUCCAACAAAACGUCAUAUUGAUCUUGUAUGA